Molecule: messenger RNA, 1595 nt
Organism: Plutella xylostella (diamondback moth)
Lineage: Eukaryota; Metazoa; Arthropoda; Insecta; Lepidoptera; Plutellidae
Molecular function (GO): protein binding
Source: RefSeq, a predicted model, not a curated record
ACAUGAGCGAUGCUGUUAUUAUUCGGAGAUCCAAAACAUAAGAAAGAAAGUAAAUCGUAUUGUUUACGGUUAUUUAUAAUUUACUGUCAACCUUAAUUUGUAUCAAUUUGUAUACAAAAAAUACUUUCAACAAAAUAACAACACGACUAUUAUUUUAUUAUUAGUAUGAUGAUAACGACAUGAAGUUACUAUGGCUGCUUCUACAUUCCUUGUUCGCAAUGGGCCGCCUGUUCAAGCUACCGGAGUUGCUAUCAGAGAAUCUGAGGCUUGGUCAGUGCCUGGCCGAGAGCGCGGAGUCCAUGGACAAGACCAAGAUACUGAGGAUCACAGACCUGGACCCAGGGUUCGAGGUCGAGUGGAAGCCACAGGAGAUGCUGGGUGAUGAGCCAGUUAUGGGGUAUCGCAUAGUUAUCUGGGAAAUAUUACCAAGAAAUACUUUUCCCUCUAAAGAAAUGUCUGCGCCGAUAGAGAGCGAACACUUUUUCGGAUACGGAGAAACCCUCCCUAAGUGGGUUAAAUAUUACGACCCUAAUUUAACCGGGCACGCGACACCGUUCAAAGAACUCAUAGUAAAUGGUCAAGCAAGCAGUGUGGCCCAGUUCAGGUCGGUGCAGCCAGGAGUCUUCUACGAAGUGAGGGUGCAGGCCGUUAGUGAAAGUCUUUUCGGCCCCAUGUCUGACACUUUAGCGAUAAAAUUUGCCGAUACUCCUGAAGAUGCCGAAAAAUAUGCUCCAGUACCAAAGAAUAAGACGUCAGGUACCACGACCACUGAAGAGCCAAUCUGUCCUGAAUGCCACACACAAGAAGAGUGCAGUGGUUGCCAGUCGUGCCGCGAGUGCAACCGAUGUCCUGUCUGCGACCAGUGCAGGGUCUGCCAUCCCACCUGCGAGAGAAAAGAUCAAAAAGGUGACGAUGAGUGCACAGAAAGUGAAGAAUGCAAUCAAAUCCCAGACGUUUGUAAUAAGCCUGAUGACCCAGAUGAUGAACCCAGUGCGCUGUGUCCAGAAGAUCGGACGACAACUAAAAAACCAAAAUCAACUAAAACUAAAAAGCCGAAAUCAACUAAAAAGCCAAAGAACCGUGGCAAAACUGAGGGUACACGGAAACCUAAUAAUAGAAAGCCAGGUGACAGACGAAGGCCAAGUGAUCGAACGAAACCUGAUGACCAGCGUGAUGAUAGGCCACGUGAUCGAAAGAAACCUAAGGAUCACCGUGAUGAUAGGCCACGUGAUCGAAAGAAACCUGAGGAUCAGCGUGAUGAUAGGCCAAGUGAUCGAAAGAAACCUGAUGAUCAGCGUGACGUGACGUGCGGUGAACCAUGCGGUCCUUUCGAAUCACGUCAUGACAAAAAGAAAAAAAAGUCUAAAACACCGCAAUGGAAAAUUCUAGGACUACGAAUGACUGAUGGGCGGAUUGUUUGACUCCCAAUUAUAAGUCCAGUCUUAAAUGAUUAAGUUUAAUAGUCCAUGGUUAUGUGCCUGUUCCAUCUCAUAUCUAACUCGAUAAGUAACGUUUAAUUUUAACAGUUUUGUAAGUUUUGUUGUUAAGACGCUUUAUAUUAGUUUUAUUUAUAAACGUUUGUCUUGUAAGGUUGA